Molecule: messenger RNA, 1479 nt
Organism: Lodderomyces elongisporus
Lineage: Eukaryota; Fungi; Ascomycota; Pichiomycetes; Serinales; Debaryomycetaceae
Gene: GLR1
Product: glutathione-disulfide reductase
Exons: 1
Coding region: 1-1479 (492 amino acids)
Biological process (GO): cell redox homeostasis; cellular response to oxidative stress; glutathione metabolic process
Cellular component (GO): cytosol; mitochondrion
Molecular function (GO): glutathione-disulfide reductase (NADPH) activity; flavin adenine dinucleotide binding; NADP binding
Source: RefSeq, a predicted model, not a curated record
AUGGCCCCUAUCACAUCAAACGCUAAACCAUUAAAGAAUUUCGACUACUUGGUCAUUGGAGGAGGAUCCGGAGGUGUUGCUAGUGCACGUCGUGCAGCCAAGUACGGAGCCAAGGUGUUACUUAUUGAAUCAAACUUUAACAAGCUUGGUGGUACUUGUGUCAAUGUUGGAUGUGUCCCCAAAAAAGUCAUGUGGUAUGCCUCCGAUCUUGCACACAAAAAGGCUGAUUUAUUCCCAUACAAAUUGGAUAAACAAGAAGAACACGUUAAAUAUGGAGAUUUCAACUGGGGUGAAUUCAAGACCAAGAGAGAUGCAUACGUCACAAGAUUAAAUGGCAUUUAUGCCAAUAACUUGAAAAAAGAGGGUGUUGAUUUUGCAUUUGGUUUUGCAAAAUUCAUCAAUUCCAAUGCCGACGUUGAAGUUACAUUGAGUGGAGAUCAACAAUUGCCCUUUUUGGAUGCCAACAAAGAUUACAAGAAGGAUGAGAAAUUGGUUUUCAGCAGUGACAAGGUAUUGAUCGCCACCGGAGGUACUGCCAUCAUUCCACCUAAUAUCGAAGGUGCAGAAUUGGGUAUAACUUCAGACGGAUUUUUUGAAUUGAAACAACAGCCAAAGAAGGUGGCUAUUGUUGGUGCUGGGUAUAUUGGUGUUGAAUUUUCUGGUGUGUUUAAUGGCUUAGGAUCUGAAGUUGAUUUUAUUAUAAGAAGAGACAAAGUCUUGCGUGCAUUUGACGAAAUCAUUCAAGACACCAUCACCGAUUAUUACCUGGACAAUUUGGGCAUUAACAUUAUUAAAAACUCGGGUGUGAAGAAAGUAGAGCAAGCUAGCAACGGAAAGAAGAAGAUAACAUUGGUCAAUGACGACACUAUUGAAGCUGAUGAAUUGAUCUGGACCGUUGGUAGAAAAUCAUUGGUUGACAUUGGAUUGGACUUGGUUGGCGUUAAGGUUAACGGUCACCAACAAAUUGAGGCAGAUGAGUAUCAAGUCACUGCCAACCCCAAGAUCUUUUCUCUUGGUGACGUUGUUGGUAAAGUUGAAUUGACGCCCGUCGCUAUUGCAGCCGGUCGUAAAUUAUCCAAUAGGUUGUUUGGUGGUGAGCAAUUCAAAGAUGACCAUUUGGACUAUAACAAUAUCCCAUCUGCUGUGUUUUCACACCCAGAGUGUGGAUCGAUUGGAUUGUCUACCGCACAAGCAAUUGAGAAAUACGGUAAGGAUAACAUCAAGGUGUACAACUCCAAGUUCACGGCGAUGUACUAUGCCAUGAUGGAAGACCAAAAGGAUAAGAGCCCUACAGUUUAUAGAAUUGUGACUCAUGGUCCAGAAGAGAAGAUUGUUGGUUUGCAUUUGGUUGGAGACAAUAGUUCUGAGAUUUUGCAAGGCUUUGGUGUUGCCAUUAAGAUGGGUGCUACAAAGAAAGAUUUCGAUAGCUGUGUUGCUAUCCAUCCAACCUCAGCCGAGGAGUUGGUUACCAUGACCUAA